CAAAUGGAUAUAAAGGAAACAUUUAUAAAUUCUUGCAAGCCAUUUAAUCUUCGAAACUAAAAUUUCAGAAUGCGCUUAUAAGACUAUUCAUAAAUAAAUUUAUUAAAAUUUGUUUAUCUGCGUUUAAAUGGCUCAUCUUUUUGCCAAACGGCUGGUAAAUAAAUUAUAUUCACGACCAUAUCUAAUAAUUACCAACACCGUUACCGGCGUUAUUUCAAUUUCGAUUGGAGAUGUUUUGCAACAGAAUCUUGAACAUUAUUGGUCUCAUCAUCAAAAACAACAAGAUGCAAACCCCAGUGAUCGGCCGUUUGAAUGGAAUCUUACCAGAACAAGAAACAUGAUGGUUGCAGGAAUAUAUUUCAGCCUAUUCGGUCAUUGGUGGUAUUCGUAUUUAGAUCGUAAAUUUCCUCCACAUGUCAAAAGUUCUGUCGGUAAAAAACUGAUAGCCGAAUCAGCUAUGGGCCCUUUACUUGUAUCAUCCGUUUUUCUCAUAUUUGGCCAGAUUAAUGAGCAAAAAUUCGAUACAACAUUGCAGCGGAUACGUCAAAAUCUCGGUUUAAUUUGUACAGCUGAAUGGCUAGUGUUCAUUCCGAUACAAUGGAUAAAUUUUGCAUUUGUACCUGCUGCAUAUCGAUAUCUUUACGUUGCCACCAUAUCCAUUGGUUACGAUGCUUUUCUUUCUUAUAUUUUCCAUAGGUUCGAGAAAUGAUUUUCUUUUCAACCAAUUGAAGGUUUUGAAAUCUUUAUUGUUGAACGUUUAUAUCAUUAUUUAAUUAGAUGUUAUUAAAAUUUAUAAAUAAAAAAUGAUUAAACUUUAUGAUUU
This is a messenger RNA of Dermatophagoides farinae (American house dust mite), 823 nucleotides long. RefSeq names its product mpv17-like protein 2. Gene Ontology annotation, biological process: mitochondrial ribosome assembly. The record is from RefSeq and is a predicted model, not a curated record. Gene Ontology annotation, cellular component: membrane; mitochondrion; cytoplasm. Lineage: Eukaryota; Metazoa; Arthropoda; Arachnida; Sarcoptiformes; Pyroglyphidae.